CAUCUAAACCCUCACUUCGGUGACUGAAAGAAAAAAAUGCAGACCGGACACAAAAGAAAGCAACAGCAUGAGCUUAAACCUCGAACCAACAAAAAAUCAGCCGAAACCAUAAGCAACAUUAAAGAAGAAGAGCCAUUUCCAACUCACGCUCGACCUACACCUGAAGAAUGUAGAGCCAUACGAGACUCUCUCUUGGCCUUCCACGGCUUUCCUCAAGAGUUUGCAAAGUAUCGCAAACAGAGACCCUAUUUAAUAACUCUACAAGACAAAGAAGAGUCCCCCCACUUAAUCAACAAUUGCGAUGGAAAGAAUGACAAUGUGGUGAAAGUGGAAGAAGAAGAAGAAGAAGAAGAAGAAGAAGAAGAAAGUGCUUUGGAUGGUUUAGUGAAAACAGUGCUAUCCCAGAAUACUACAGAGGUUAAUUCUCAAAGGGCUUUUCUUAAUCUCAAGUCUGCCUUUCCAACUUGGGAAAAUGUACUUGCUGCUGAAUCAAAAUUUAUAGAGGAUGCCAUAAGAUGUGGAGGUUUAGCUCCAACAAAGGCUGCUUGCAUUAGGAACAUAUUGAGUUCUUUGAUGGAGAAAAAAGGAAGAUUAUGCUUGGAGUACCUUCGAGAUUUGCCAGUUGCUGAAAUUAAGGCUGAGCUCUCUCAUUUCAAAGGAAUUGGACCCAAGACAGUAGCUUGUGUUUUGAUGUUCAACCUUCAGAAGGAUGAUUUCCCAGUGGACACGCAUGUGUUUGAAAUUGCAAAGGCCAUUGGUUGGGUACCACCAGUGGCAGACCGCAAUAAGACAUAUCUUCACCUCAAUCAUCGCAUACCAAAGGAACUAAAAUUUGAUCUGAAUUGUCUUCUAUAUACACACGGUAAGCUUUGCCGUAAAUGCACUAAGAAAAGUGGCAGCCAGCAAAGAAAGGAAACCCAUGAUGAUUCCUGUCCUCUACUAAAUUAUUGUGUAAAAUUAUCAUGACCAGAAUGAACAAAAUAGUUUUAGGAUUUCCAAAAUAGCCAUACGUGGCCACUUUUUUCCCCGAAGAGAGAGCAUUACUAUUCUUUCUCCUGAAUACUUCAAGUUGUAGAUCCUACUGGUGAUUUGCUUGGAAAAACAGAUAAGAUGGAGGAUUUAUAACAUAGAAUCCAGCUAUCUAUAACAUUUUCCUAGAUCAUGUGUACAUAUAUGAUUCAAACAUUAUAAAUAUAUGUUCAUCUUUUUCUUCCUGAA
Molecule: messenger RNA, 1218 nt
Organism: Populus trichocarpa (black cottonwood)
Lineage: Eukaryota; Viridiplantae; Streptophyta; Magnoliopsida; Malpighiales; Salicaceae
Product: putative DNA glycosylase At3g47830
Exons: 4
Coding region: 37-966 (309 amino acids)
Biological process (GO): base-excision repair
Molecular function (GO): catalytic activity
Source: RefSeq, a predicted model, not a curated record